Molecule: messenger RNA, 1644 nt
Organism: Dichomitus squalens LYAD-421 SS1
Lineage: Eukaryota; Fungi; Basidiomycota; Agaricomycetes; Polyporales; Polyporaceae
Exons: 1
Coding region: 1-1644 (547 amino acids)
Source: RefSeq, a predicted model, not a curated record
AUGCCCCGCCUCACAGACCUAAUAGCCCGUGUCAAGCACAUCAACCUCAAGCGCGAGUGUGCACCACUCAACGCCGCCGACCUGCCUCCCAAAGUCCUCGAGUACAUCUUCGAGAUCCUUCGGGACGAGCAUCGCGUAACAACCACCCGCGACCACGGCUUCCUCUCGUCCUGGAUCCCCGCGACAUGGGUCUGCCGCGCGUGGCGUGCUGUCGCGCUCGCGACGCCCCGCCUCUGGUCCUGGAUCGACAUCAACGCGCGGCACUGCGAUCCCGAGGCAAUCGCGACGCUCCUCGCGCGGUGCGGGUCGGACGAGAACCUGAGCAUGUCCCUCGACUGCCAGGCGAUCGACAUCGCACAGGCGUGCGAGCUAGUGCGGCCCGUCGCGCACAGGAUCUCCCACCUCUCCGUGUGCAUCGACGGCGAUCAGGCACCUCUUAUCGAGGAGCUGCUGAUGCAUCUUGGGGAUAAGCUCGGGAUACUGCAGCUGUACGGCGCCGACAGCGUGAAGGAGUACAACAUCAGCCUCGACACGGCGCAGGUGCCGAACCUGCGCACGCUCUCGCUCACAAGGAUCUUCAUGCACCCGACGACGGAGUUGUGCGGGCUGAAGGACCUCACGCUGAACAACAUGUGGAGCGAGAACGGGGAGAUGCACGCGGGCGAGUACGUGUACGGCCUGCUCGCGGUGUGUCCGGACCUGGAGACGUUGUGCAUGGAGGACGCGCUUCCGCAGGCUGCGUCCGUCGAGAUCGCAGCCUUUCCACAGAUCGCGUUCCCCAACCUGCGCACGCUGUGCGUGAACGACCUCGCGGUGGACCUGCCCGCGAACCUCGCCAACUUCGUCGUCCCGCCCCUCGCGAGCAUCCACAUCACCGCGCGUUAUGACGGCCACCUGCCAUUCUCGUUCGAGACUGCGACGGUGACAGGGGCGGAUAACGAGGCGGACCAGGAGGACGACACCGUGCUGCCGAUGGACAUCCUCCCUGUGAGCAAGUUCGACAACUUCCCGGCGCUGGUCGACACGGUCGACCUCUGCCUUCAGCUCGGCACGCCUUGCUGCACCGGCGACAUUCGUGUGCAUAGCGCGAGUUGGGAGUUCACGGUGCCGACGCUCGAAGACGAGAUACAGGGCACGAACCGCCUCCCCGAGCUCCUCGACCACAUCUUCACGGGGUUCCCGACGGCGUUCGUGGACCCGACAAAGAUCGUCUUUCUGCAGCUGCACAUCGCGCAGGGUGUACCAGAGUACGACGGCUGGGCAGAGCUGCUCGCGCAGUUCCCGCGGGUGGUCAUGCUAACGAUCGGGGGGAGGAACGCGUUCAACGACCUCGUGAUGGCGCUGAAGAGGGACGUGAAGCUGCUGCAGACGCUCUUCCAGCUGACGGUGUGUCUGGCGGCGCCAAGGACCGCUUUGACGACGGCAGAUGCGAAGGCGUUUGGGGAGAUGUUGGCGGAGAGGGCGGAAAAGGGGAUCACGCUUGAGAGCUUAAUCGUGAGGGUGCCGGAGAUUCCGCUCAACGACGCGACGUUCCACCUCGCCAGCGCGUUAGUGGCGUAUAUGGCUGUUCGGGGCAAGAGCGUGAGGGUGCAAAGGCAAGAUUGCCACACGUGCCACAUGGUUCGUUUGCACAAUCAUGCCUAG